AUGAACAGUGUUUCCCGCCAAUCGGUACUGAGCCGUCUUGGUCCUGGUGGGCUACUCUAUGCCGCAAAUAAAAUUAUAGCGGUUGCUUCUGGCAAGGAGGACGAACGUUGGCGCGGCAAAGAUGAAGGUGCUCUUUUCAAGCGUUGGAGACGAACACCCUCGUCUGUGGAUUCUGCUCCAACCGUGCCUGUACCUACCACACCGCCAUCACAGCCUUCGGAUUUACUUAAAUUCUUAGCUAUUAAUGCUUUGGAGCUAUCGGCACCAGCUUCCGAUGCACUUUUGAAAUCUAGAUCGUCGGAAUGGUUCCAGUUGUCGGGACAUCCUGGUUCUUUAGCGCCCGCCGGUCCGGGUACUGUCUGGAAAAGACGUGCACCUGGUGAUCAUCCCGCGCACAACCCAGAGCGCGAUGCCUACGAAGCUCUUGCUGCCUGCCCCCACAUGCGCUCCGCUAUUCCACGCUAUUAUCGCGAAUUGGAGUACGGUGGGGAGCACUUCAUCGAGCUACAGGAUCUCCUGCAUGGUUUUCGUGAUCCCCAUGUCAUGGAUAUCAAAAUGGGAACCCGUACCUUCCUUGAAGACGAAGUCUGUAACGCCCGUGCUCGACCUGACUUGUACGAUAAAAUGGUGCGAUUGGACCCAAAUGCCCCAACCGAGAGCGAACACGCUGCUCGAGCCGUCACAAAACUGCGCUACAUGCAAUUCAGAGAGCAGAGAUCGUCGUCCGCUGAGCAAGGAUUUAGGAUAGAAGCCGUAAAGUUGCCUGGACAGCCACCUCUCACAGACCUGCAGAAAGUGAGAGAGCCUCUUCAACUCGCUGCUACGAUAGCGCGUUUUUUGGGAAAUGAUGAGCGCGCCCGCCAUGCAAUAGUGUCACGUCUUCGCGAGAUUAGGGAUCUCUUUGAACGCUCCGAAUUCUUCCGCACACACGAGAUCGUCGGUAGCAGCAUUUUCAUUAUUUACGAUGAUGAACGAGUCGGCGCUUGGCUAAUUGAUUUUGCAAAGACUCGACGUGUGCCUGAAAACAUUGUGGUUAACCAUCGUGCUUUAUGGAAACAAGGGAAUCACGAGGAGGGAUUCCUAUAUGGAUUAGAUAGACUGAUUAAUAUAAUGGAAACUGCAAAUCUGUCGAAAAUUGGCAACGAAGCGACAGAACAACCAGAUGUAACACGUUGA
Messenger RNA from Parnassius apollo (apollo), 1176 nucleotides. NCBI's taxonomy places the organism in Eukaryota, Metazoa, Arthropoda, Insecta, Lepidoptera, Papilionidae. The record is from the annotation of a GenBank genome assembly.